CAGGCGCAGUGCUGCUGGUCCCUGGGCGGCUGCGGCUGACAGGAGCGGCGGGACAGGCGGGCCGGUGGUGGUGCGGGACGCGGCCAGGAUGAACUUCCUGCGCGGUGUGAUGGGCGGGCAGAGCGCGGGUCCGCAGCCCUCCGGAGCCGAGACGAUCCAGAAAUUGUGUGACAGAGUAGCAUCCUCAACCUUACUUGAAGAUCGCAGGGAUGCUGUACGUGCACUUAAAUCGCUUUCAAAGAAAUACCGCUUGGAAGUUGGCAUUCAAGCUAUGGACCAUGUUAUCCGUGUUCUCCAGACUGAUCGUUCAGAUUCUGAAAUAAUUGGCUAUGCUUUGGAUACUCUCUACAAUAUCAUAUCGAAUGAUCUGGAAGAAGAGGAACAAGAGGAUUCUGAAGAAGAAAAUUCACAGAAGCAAAUAGAAGACCUUGGAAGUCAAUUUACAGAAAUUUUCAUUAAGCAGCAAGAAAAUGUCACUCUUCUGUUGAGCUAUUUAGAAGAGUUUGAUUUCCAUGUCCGGUGGCCUGGAGUGAAGCUUCUGACCGCGCUGUUGAAACAGCAGGGCCCCCAAGUUCAGCAGGUCAUCCUAGUCAGCCCUAUGGGUGUCUCGAGGCUGAUGGACCUGCUGGCCGAUUCUAGAGAAGUUAUACGGAAUGAUGGUGUCUUGUUACUUCAGCAGCUGACAAAAAGUAACGCAGCUAUCCAGAAAAUAGUUGCUUUUGAAAAUGCCUUUGAGAGAUUGCUGGAUAUCAUAACAGAAGAGGGAAACAGUGAUGGAGGCAUAGUGGUAGAGGAUUGUCUUCUCCUGUUACAAAACCUUUUGAAGAACAACAACUCAAAUCAAAAUUUCUUUAAGGAAGGUUCCUAUAUUCAGCGUAUGAAACCCUGGUUUGAAGUGGGUGACGAGAAUGUUGGGUGGUCAGCCCAGAAAGUGACAAAUCUUCACCUGAUGCUGCAGCUGGUCCGGGUGCUGGUGUCCCCCACAAAUCCCCCUGGUGCUACAAGCAGUUGUCAAAAAGCCAUGUUUCAUUGUGGAUUGCUUCAGCAGCUUUGUACAAUCUUGAUGGCCACUGGUGUUCCUGCGGAUAUUCUGACUGAGACCAUUAAUACCGUGUCAGAGGUGAUUCGUGGAUGUCAAAUGAACCAAGACUACUUUGCUUCAGUAAAUGCACCUUCAAACCCACCAAGGCCGGCCAUUGUUGUGUUGCUGAUGUCCAUGGUCAAUGAAAGGCAACCCUUUGUGCUUCGCUGUGCUGUGCUGUACUGUUUCCAGUGCUUCUUAUACAAGAACCAGAAGGGCCAAGGAGAAAUUGUGUCCACGCUUCUCCCUUCAACCAUUGAUGCAACUGGAAAUUCAGUCUCAGCUGGCCAGCUGUUGUGCGGAGGGCUCUUCUCCACAGACUCUCUGUCCAACUGGUGUGCAGCUGUGGCACUAGCGCACGCUUUGCAAGAAAACGCCCCUCUGAAAGAACAGUUGCUCCGGGUGCAGCUUGCAACCAGUCUUGGAAACCCACCUGUGUCCUUGCUCCAGCAGUGCACCAACAUUCUGUCUCAGGGUGAUAAGAUCGACAGACGGGGAAGCAAAGUGCAGACCAGGGUUGGGUUGCUGAUGCUUCUCUGCACCUGGCUGAGCAACUGCCCCAUCGCGGUGACACAUUUUCUGCACAAUUCGGCCAACGUUCCAUUUCUGACAGGACAGAUCGCAGAAAAUCUUGGCGUAGAGGAGCAUGUAGUCCAGGGGCUCUGUGCACUUUUAUUAGGGAUUUCCAUUUAUUACAAUGACAACUCACUCGACAGUUAUAGAAAAGAGAAACUAAAGCAACUGAUUGAAAAGAGGAUUGGCAAGGAGAACUUUAUUGAGAAGCUGGGAUUCAUCAGCAAACAUGAACUCUAUUCCCGAGCAGCUCAGAAACCUCAGCCCAACUUUUCAAGUCCCGAAUACAUGAUGUUUGAUCAUGAAUUUACUAAACUGGUAAAAGAACUGGAAGGUGUUCUAACAAAGGCAAUUUAUAAGACUACUGAAGAGGAUAAAAAGGAAGAAGAGGUGAAGAAGACAUUAGAACAACAUGAUAACAUUGUGACACACUACAAAAGUGUCAUUCGAGUCCAGGACCAAGAGCUUGAAGAAUUGAAGAAGCAAGUAGCAUCUUUAAAAGUGCAAAAUGAACAACUGCAGAUAACGGUAACACAGCAAGUGUCACAAAUCCAGCAACAUAAGGACCAGUACAAUCUGCUGAAAGUACAGCUAGGAAAAGAUAAUCAGCACCAUAGUUCCUGCAACGAUGUGGUUCAAAUGAAUGGCGUUCAGCCAGAAGAGAUAAGCAGAUUGCGUGAGGAGACAGAAGAAUGGAAGCACAAACUUGAACAGCUUGAGGAACAGCUAAGAGAAAAGGAUUCUUUGAUUGAAAUGCUGAAGCGCUCACCACCCCCAGCAGGAACAACUGAGGGGUCUUCACAAACGAAGAGUGGUCUUGAGGUGGAGGGUGAACUGCACAGGGAAGUUGAAACCUUGAGAGCGCAAAUCCAGUCACAGAGCACAGACAUGGCCAAACUGCAGACUGAGAAGCAAGACCUGCUUCAGCAAAUGCAUGCAGCUCCAGCCUCUUUGCCAGGAGACGGUGCCACAAAAACAGCUGACUUGGAAGGGAAGAUCGCGGCGCUCCUGCAGGAGACACAAACAUUGAAGAAUGAAAUUGUAGGUCUCAUGGAGGAAAGGACAUCACUGAAACAGCAGCUGGACUCUGCCAAUAGCACUGCGGCUAUUUUGCGAACUGAGAAAAGUGCAUUGAAGCAGGAAGUGGCAGAAUCUAAAAAAGAGCAGGAUGACCUUUUGGUUCUUCUGGCUGACCAGGAUCAGAAAAUAGUUGGACUGAAGAAUAAGCUCAAGGAACUUGGAGAACCGGUUGAAGAUGAGGAUGAUACCGAAUCUGGGGACCAAGGUGAGGAAGAUGAAGAGGAUGGGAAAGAAGAGAGAGAAGAUUAAUUGGAUUUUAAUAUGUCUGAUACAAGCAUCUCGUGUUGCAUUGAAAUACCAUUCAACGAUAGCCUUGAGAUGCAGGACACCCAGUUAUGAGCUGAUUCUACUCCUGAGUUUGGGAUGUUGAGAGUUUCUGAUGAUUUGUAGCCAGAACGGAAGGCGGCCAUUUAAGUUUUUUGUCCACAUCAAUAUGUGAACACAUUAGAAGCUUUUUGGAGGCUGUCAAAGCAUGAAAGGUGACCAUGUGGUGAACUUUGCGUGUUGCCAUUCACGUAUGUUCAGUGCGUUUGUCUGUCACUUCAUUCUUUUGGAGCUCCGAUGUGACUCCAUAUGCCGUGUUUGUGGUUCCACAUCUGUCGAAUGGGUUUGUUGCUUCCUGCAUUUGGCAUGGAGAGAUCUGGUGGAACGCAUGAGACUGGGCGGGGCGGGGGGGGUGUUCCCUUUUGAUUUCCUCCUCAGCACUGAGUGCCUUGACACCUGACAUGGCUGCAUAUUCUGGGCCUUAGGAAAAAGAAGCUGGAAGAGUCAGCUUAUUAUGUGGAGGGAUUUCCAUAGUGAUGAAGCAGCAUUUGGUAGCAUUUUAAAGCAGUCUUUUUAGAAAACUCAUGAGAAAGUUUAACAUGCUGCCAGGUACUUGCUUUAAAAACCAAGCGUUUGUUCUAAAAAUGACAUAUGUUGUUUAUAAUUUAUUGGCUCUCAUGCCUAAUGGAUAAGAUUUUUAAAAGAAAAAUUAAACACAGAUGCUGCACCUACUUGCUGUUUUGGUAAUAAAAAUAGAUGCUAUAAUCAUUUUAGUAUUCAUUCCCUUGAUUUUAGUUAUGAUGAUUGCUUUACAGUCAUAAAGGCUGUGUUAUUUUUAAGGGGGGGGGGGCUUAUUAAAACAGGUAGAAUUUUCCACCAAGGAAACUGUGCAAGCUUUAUGGAGAUUACUGUUUGUUUCAACAUUUGCCACAGCUAGCAGAAGAGUGCUUCUUAAUCAAAAUCAGCAGGAUGCAAGCCAAUCUGUGAUUCCUCUUUUUGUUAUACAGUAUAUAUUUAAGAUAUUCUAUUUUGUAAUUUCCAGUUUGUUGCAAUAUUGGUAACAUUAGAAGUAGAUUGAUUGCAGAAUAAAUUAGAAUGCUACCUCUA
Molecule: messenger RNA, 4105 nt
Organism: Sphaerodactylus townsendi
Lineage: Eukaryota; Metazoa; Chordata; Lepidosauria; Squamata; Sphaerodactylidae
Gene: USO1
Product: USO1 vesicle transport factor
Exons: 26
Coding region: 89-2983 (964 amino acids)
Biological process (GO): transcytosis; vesicle fusion with Golgi apparatus; endoplasmic reticulum to Golgi vesicle-mediated transport
Cellular component (GO): Golgi stack; cytoplasm; endoplasmic reticulum
Molecular function (GO): protein binding
Source: RefSeq, a predicted model, not a curated record